CCCUCGGCCUUGGCCUCUGGGUCCAAGAGAUGGAGAGAGAAGAAGAAGAAGAAGAAGCAGAGGAGACGAGAGAAUGGAGGAGGAGGAGGAGGAGGAGGGGGAGGAGGAGGUUCGGAGGAGCUCUAUCGGGUUCCGGGUCGGAUGUUUGCUAACGGGUCGAGUGAUGCUGCCUGCCUCUUUACUCAGCAAGGGAAGAAGGGGACUAAUCAGGACGCUAUGAUAGUGUGGGAGAAUUUCACAUUAAGAAGUGACACCAUCUUUUGUGGUGUAUUUGACGGUCACGGUCCAUAUGGGCAUAUGGUUGCCAAGAAAGUCAGAGACUCACUUCCUCUUAAGUUAACCACUGAAUGGAAAACCACUGCUAGUGGUCAAGACAGUCCUCAUCUGAAUGGCAGCGCAUCUGGCAGUAUGAACUCUGAAGAGUCAGCAUGUGCUAACAUUGACGAUGAGUUGUCAGAGCCCGUAGAUGCUGAUGAGAAUACUAAGCUACCUGCUAUGUAUCCAAUAUUGAAGCAGUCUCUUCUGAAAUCUUUCAAGUUGAUGGAUAAAGAGUUGAAGCUUCAUCCUAUGAUUGAUUGUUUCUGCAGUGGUACUACAGCUGUUACUGUGAUAAAACAGGGACAGGAUCUUGUAAUUGGGAAUGUUGGAGACUCUAGAGCAAUACUGGGUACACGAGAUCAAAAUAAUAAUUUGAUUGCUGUCCAGCUGACUGUUGAUUUGAAGCCCAAUCUUCCAAGGGAAGCUGCCAGGAUUCAUCAAUGCAAAGGAAGGGUUUUUGCCUUGCAAGAUGAACCAGAAGUUGCACGUGUGUGGUUGCCAAAUAGUGAUUCUCCCGGUUUGGCUAUGGCUAGAGCAUUUGGAGACUUUUGCCUGAAGGAUUAUGGUUUGAUCUCUGUGCCUGAUAUCUCCUAUCGUCUUCUUACUGAGAAAGACGAGUUUAUUGUUCUUGCAACUGAUGGGAUUUGGGAUGUUCUCUCUAACAAGGAAGUCGCGGACAUAGUAGCUUCAGCACCAACUCAUGCAACUGCAGCACGAGCCCUCGUUGAAUGUGCCGUCCGUGCAUGGAGGUUCAAAUUCCCCACAUCCAAGAUUGACGACUGUGCAGCUGUUUGUCUGUUUUUGGAUCCCCAAGUCCAAGAGAGCAAACCCAUCAUAAAACCUCAAGGGCAACCCACGGACAAAGAAGAGGUGAACAAUGAUGCAUCUCGGAGUUACAUUUCCUCAUUGGAGAACUCAAGUAUGCAUCAUGGUGAUGACGAUGAUGAGAUUGUACCAGUAUGUGAGGAGCCUAUAAUGGAGAAAUUACCGGGGAGGUCAAAUUCAACAAGGAGUCUUGCUGAUUGCAUGUUGAUUUCAGAGGAAGAAGAAUGGUCGGCUCUAGAAGGUGUUACUAGAGUGAACUCUCUUGUGAACCUUCCAAGAUUCUUGGCCGGUGAUAAAAGGUCUAGUAGCCAGAAAAAGCAGUUGUAGAAAGGACUAAAGAAAUUCCAAAAUUGGAGACUUCCCCCCCAUCUUAUGAUAAUUAUUUGAACCUAGCAUGCCGAUGUCUGGUUUAGUUUCAAGACAGUAUUGUUUUAUGGUUGGUGAGGGAAGUCAUUCUUCAUAGGUUUCUUUAAUAUGUAGAAAUCUUUUUUGUUUUGGAAGAAACCUAUGAAUUAUGUCUUGCCUCCUGCUUGUAAGGAAAAUGAUAGUUAUGAGACAAUAUUUUCAUAGUGAAUGUUUAUGUUUCUUCUACAUGAUGUAUGUUGUCUGAUUUUGGACAGCAGUGAUACGUUCCAUGCUUUUCGUAUGGUACUGUAGGUUUUCUGCCUAAACUCCAGAGGUCUCUGCUUCCUCUUAUUUGUAACAUUCCUUUGUAAAUUCAAGUAUUUGUAUGGAUUUGUUC
Asparagus officinalis (garden asparagus) is the source of this 1885-nucleotide messenger RNA. RefSeq names its product probable protein phosphatase 2C 66. The record is from RefSeq and is a predicted model, not a curated record. The transcript is spliced from 5 exons. The annotation marks the transcript as partial. Gene Ontology annotation, biological process: protein dephosphorylation. NCBI's taxonomy places the organism in Eukaryota, Viridiplantae, Streptophyta, Magnoliopsida, Asparagales, Asparagaceae. Gene Ontology annotation, molecular function: protein serine/threonine phosphatase activity.